Molecule: messenger RNA, 2060 nt
Organism: Columba livia (rock pigeon)
Lineage: Eukaryota; Metazoa; Chordata; Aves; Columbiformes; Columbidae
Gene: SLC43A3
Product: solute carrier family 43 member 3
Exons: 13
Coding region: 411-1949 (512 amino acids)
Biological process (GO): transmembrane transport
Molecular function (GO): transmembrane transporter activity
Source: RefSeq, a predicted model, not a curated record
UGGACCCUCCUAUGCCCCGCUGGGGACUCACCAGUCCGGCCAGGGGAGACCAGUGCGGCUGGGACACACCGGUGUGGUUGGUGGCGAAUGUCACCCACGGCGGGUGCCCCGUGCCAUGACACCCAUGGCGGGGUGUCUGGAGGUGCCGCAGCGGGUGUCACCGGCAGCACCGGGCAGGGCUGUCCCUCGGCUGCCCAGCGGCCCCACCGCCCCCGCGCAGGGCAGCUAAAGAUAACGCGGCCCCCACGGUCCGGCCGGGUUAAUCUUCACCCGCCUGCUGCUGUAAUGAGGCCUCAUUAGCGGCCAUUACACCGGCCCGAGAAGGACAGCCCUGGGACGGUGACACAGGGACAGGGGACCUCGGGCAGGUACAGCCUGCGGGCACGGCAGGGACGCCCCUGGCCGGUGACAUGGCACAGGGGGGUGCAGGCGUAGCCAAGCGCCUGGGGACGCUCCUCUCGGGGCUGCUGGAGUGCGGCGGCUUCUGCGGCAUCAUCUUUGGCUGGGCCUCCCUCGUCUUUGUCCUCAAGGACCUGGGCUACUUCCAGGAGCUGUGCCAGCCCAGCACCAACCUCACCGAGCUGCCCGGCUGCAGUAGGCAGGAUGAGGAGUUCUCUCUGGUCUUCACCAUCGGCUCCUUCAUGAACAACUUCAUGACCUUCCCCACCGGCUUCAUCUUUGACCGCUUUGGCACCACCAUCGCCCGUCUUGUCGCCAUCUCUCUCUACACUGGCGGGACCCUGCUCGUCGCCUUCUCCACCCCAGCGCUGGCAGUGCUGCUCUUCCCGGCCAUGUCCAUGCUGUCGGUGGGUGGAAUGCUCCUCAUCCUCACCAACACGCAGGUGGGAAACCUCUUUGGGAAGUACCGCUCCAUCAUCAUCACCCUCUACAACGGGGCCUUCGACUCCUCGUCCGCUGUCUUCCUCAUUGUCAAGGUGCUGUACGAGCGUGGGCUCUCCCUGCGGACCAUGUUCCUCUUCAUGGCGGCCUGCAGUGCCUGGCACCUGCUGCGCACCCUGUUCCUCAUGCCCCGCUCCCGCAUCCCCUACCCGCUGCCCCCCGCCUACGACUAUGGGCUGCGGUGCCCAGGGCGGUCCCAGUCGUACCGCACCUACGAGGAGAAGCGUCCGCCGGAGGAAACCGGCCCCGAGGAGACCCCGCUGGAGCCCAGCGCCCCCACAGGCGCUGGGGACGUGCCCACGGUGCCCUUCAGGGCCUGCGUGUGCUCGGCACUCUUCGCCUGGCACGUGGUCUGGCUCUCGGUCAUGCAGCUGCGGCACUACCUCUUCAUCGGCACCCUGAACCCGCUGCUGCAGCACCUGGCGCACGGGGACACCCACCUGGCACCUACACCAACGCCUUCGCUGUCACCCAGCUCUGUGGGGUGCUCUGCGCCCCGUGGAACGGCUUCAUCCUCGACCGGCACAAGCGUGGCAAGACCCCCCGCCCCGAGGGUAACCCACCGGCCCCCCUGCCCCACAGGAGCCCUGGGGACGCUGGCUGACCUGCGCGCAUCUGUGCUGUCGCUGGUGGUGACGGUGACGCAGUGUGUGCUGUUCUCGAUCUGCGCGGCUGUGCCGGUGCUGCCCGUCCAGUUCGGCACCUUCGUGCUGCAGGUGCUGAGCCGCUCCUUCCUCUACGGGGGCAACGCCGCCUUCCUGGCCAUCGCGUUCCCCCCACAGCACUUUGGGAAGCUGUACGGGCUGGCCAUGGCGCUGUCGGCGCUGGUGGCCCUGCUGCAGUACCCCUGCGUCACCCUGGUGCGCGGGCCACUCGAUGGGGACCCCUUCUACGUGAACGUGGGGCUGAUCGCCGUGGUGCUGGUGGCCUUCGUCAGUCCCGUGGUGGUGGCCCGCAAGUGCCGCCAGCUAGCCAAGGAUCUGGGGGCGGCCGGCACCCCCCUCACAGCCCCACCCAGUGCCGAGACCCCCACUGAGCUGCCCCACUGAGUCCCGCACCCCCCAGCUGCCAGCCCAGCACCCCAUUUUCUAUUGGACUGGGUGGGGUGCUGUGCUGGUGGGAUGGGGGGUGUGUGCAGGGAAUAAAUAUUGGUGACCUCA